GGACAUGGAGACGGCUCUGGGAUUGACACUUACAGACCAGACACUCUAUCUGCUGCAGAGUCCAGACCUCUGCAAUGCCCACAUGCAGAAUGUCCAGGUAAUGACACCACGUGUCUUUGGGGAUAGCUCAUUAACUGCCCCCAUCCAAAGUGCUUCGGGAUUCCUGACAUGGCCUCCAGCUCCAAGCCUGGAACAAACAGAGAAUAACAAUAUGGAUGAGAUGACUGCUGACCCACCCAUGCCUAGGAAGACCUAUGAGUGCAUUAAAGAAAUCCAAGAUGCACCACUCCUCCCUCUAGCACAGCCCGGCAUGCAGCAGCCCCUGAACUACUCUGAUGAUGGAAGCCUGAGGGAGAAGCUAGCUGCUGAUACUUCCACCUUGAGAAGCACUAGCCUUGGUCUGGGAGAGAGAGGGAAUCUGCGGAGUGUCAUGAUGCCCAGCAUUGAUUUUGAAGACAUGACCACACUCGUGUCAGACAUUCACCUCCCCCAACUCUUGAACUCCGUCACUGACCUAGUCCAAUUGGAAGAUCCCUCAGCAACACGAUCGAAAGACUUCAGAGUCUUCAGGAGGGAUGACGCUCAGGAAAGCUCCAGCAGGGGAAUCUUCACAUACAAAGAGGUGAACAAGAAAGACCAGAAAGCCUCUGAUGUGCUUCAUGGAGCUCCUCAGCCCAGAAUCCAGUGCCACAUCCUGUUGGAGGGAGAAGAGGCUGUAGGCAUUUCUACAGCCAGUGAAGGGACUUUUGACAACACAGAUCAGAAAUCUUCACACAGCAGACCCAGAAUAUCUAGGGCACAGAGCCAAGACAAGACCAAGAAGACCAGAGACAACCAAACCAAGAAAACUGGAGAUCUGAAGCCAUCUUGUCCCAGAGUCAAGGUAGAAGACAAGCUCAGCGUCCCCAAGACCAAGAGGAAGAGGAGUCCACCUGAGCUCAGGCAGGACAGCUUUAAAAAGCCUCGAACCCACCUCGGCAUGCACAUGCUGGAGGCCGUGCAGGUCUUUCACCCACUGGGAAAGAAGAGUGACAAGAAAACGGGCAUCUCCUGCUUUCAGUCUCUGCCAAACUUCGGCAGCAACCAAGAUGCCAGGACAGGCCCGGCUACCACAUCACCGCUAGAUGUGCCAUGUGAUGGCCCAAGGCCUGCUAACACCCCAGGAAAUGCUCAGAGACCAGAGAGCAGUGCUCCCAAGGAGUGUCCACCUCCCUCCCUGUGUAAGCUGCCCCCACCUGGAAAGGUCAAGUUAGUACCUCUCCCCUUCCCAGAACUGGGCAAGCCUCAAGCCAGACCUUUUUCCAGAAAGCUUCUCUCCCUGACUUCAGGCAAGCCCACUGCAGCUUACGCUGUGAGGCCGCAUUCCCACUCGGCUCCGUCUACCACACUCAAUUCAUCCCAAGCAGCUCCUGCCAGCAAAUCCUUGACGGCCUCUGAGAAGACAGCAGUGCCGACCGCCACCAGUGCCACAAAGCAUAACAUACCCAACAGCUUCUAUUCUUGCACAAGGCCUCGGCCAGCUGUCCCUGGGCCUGACCCCUACAGAGCAUCAGCUCAUCCUUCGCUCCAGGGGGAGCUUGUCUCUGCUGCCAGGAACAAGGCCCCAUCACCUCCCAAACCUCAAACCCAAUAUCUGCUGCAAGACUUCAGCCGCCAACCACUUCCAUGGAGGAAAGUCGACAUUCCAGGUCCAGGCAUCUCACAGCCCAUCACAGCAGAGCAGAGGCCAGAAAGGGAGGCCAUGAAGACCUGGGCCCAAUGGGAGCGACAGAAUGCUGCCAAGUGCUCCUCUCAGGACAAACUGCACGUUUUCCUUCAUAGGGAAAAGGAUAUGGAAAUUGCUCAAUAUUAUGGCUAUGCAAUGUAA
This is a messenger RNA of Mesocricetus auratus (golden hamster), 1867 nucleotides long. RefSeq lists its product as uncharacterized. The transcript has a single exon. The record is from RefSeq and is a predicted model, not a curated record. NCBI's taxonomy places the organism in Eukaryota, Metazoa, Chordata, Mammalia, Rodentia, Cricetidae. The coding region runs from base 5 to 1867 and encodes 620 amino acids.